Molecule: messenger RNA, 2398 nt
Organism: Daphnia magna
Lineage: Eukaryota; Metazoa; Arthropoda; Branchiopoda; Diplostraca; Daphniidae
Gene: black
Product: cysteine sulfinic acid decarboxylase
Exons: 6
Coding region: 474-2201 (575 amino acids)
Biological process (GO): carboxylic acid metabolic process
Cellular component (GO): cytoplasm
Molecular function (GO): carboxy-lyase activity; pyridoxal phosphate binding
Source: RefSeq, a predicted model, not a curated record
CAUGGGCCCUGGAGAACCAUGGUCCAAUACGCCAAAGAUAGAAAUUUUUAGCAAACUUGUUUUGAGAAAAAAACCUGAUACGAGACACAGCGAAGGAAAUUGAGUGCCAAUUACAUGACAAUAAAAAAAAAACGCUUAACUAGCUUCAACUGGUCGGAUGCGAUCGAUGGUAAAUCAAAUGCUCGCCACAAAAUGAAAAUAGAAAAUCAAACUGUAAUUGCUGUCUUCCUUCGUAAAAACACGACGGAAAUCCUUCGUUUGGAAUAUGUCCUGCCAUGGUAGGGAAUAAGGUUGGUGAAGUCGUUUCAGUUUCCCCCCUGCAUCGAAUUCACAGGCGAUCAGUAAGAUCGAACGUACGGUGUAGCCAUUUUAGUGUCGAGGGUAUAUAACAGCUGAUCACAAUUGGUCUUUCAGUUUUUCACUGCUUGUCGGUAGCUUUAAACCGUGUUGCGCGUUACACGACUUUUUCCACAAUGCAAAAAGACAACACUAGCAACGUUGAAUCGCAUUGCAAACUGAGCUCUGAAACACCAACUUUAAUUGAUCGCUUUCCAACAAAACCUUCCCAAGAGCACCACGAACAAUUCAUGCGGCAGGUUAUUGAUGUUCUGUUGAAAGAAGCUGUAUUCCAGGGAACGUCUAAUGAUAGUUUAGUCAUCGAAUGGAUGGAGCCAGAAUCUUUGAUGGCUUUACUGGGAGAAGAGCUGCCAAAAAAUCCUGAAUCGGAUGAGAACCUUAUCAAGCUUAUAAAAAACGUUGUACGUUACAGCGUAAAGACUGGCCAUCCACAUUUCAUUAAUCAACUAUUCUCAAGUUUGGAUCCUUACGGACUUGUGGCCCAGUGGGUAACAGAUUCUUUGAAUCCCAGUGUUUAUACGUACGAAGUUGCUCCUGUUUUUACGCUCCUCGAGCAUAAGCUUCUUCGCGAAAUGCGACGUUAUGUAGGAUUCCCGGACGGCAGUGGUGAUGGAGUUUUUUGCCCAGGAGGUUCAAUGGCUAAUACAUACGGGAUUCAAUGUGCUCGUCAUCACGCUAUGCCGGAUUUAAAAGUAAGCCCAAGGACUCUAUUUCAACCAGUUUCAUCAAAACUGUUAAAAUUUCUUACAGUAAUUAAAUCAAGUUCAACCACAAUAAAUAUUUCGUUUACUUACAAGACUGCAAUUUCUAGCAAACAAAGCUGCAUUGCAUCAUUCAAAGGCAGGAAACUGAUUCUUCAUAUUUUGUUGAAAUUUCAGGAAAAAGGAACUUUUGCAUCACGUCGCCUAGUGGUGUUGACAUCUAAAGAUGCCCAUUAUUCAAUCAAGAAAGCUUGCUUCCUCCUAGGAAUAGGCUCAUCCAAUCUUUAUCUAGUAGACGUGGAUAGCGAUGGUCGAAUGAAUCUCGCACAUCUUCGAGAAGAAAUACAACGAGCUCUCAGGGAGGGUGCCAGACCCUUUAUGGUGUCGGCCACAGCCGGAACCACCGUAUUAGGCUCAACAGAUCCCCUUGACGGGAUCGCUGACUUAUGUCAGGAAUUUGGUCUAUGGAUGCAUGUAGACGCAGCAUGGGGAGGUGGCGCUCUUAUGUCCACAAAGCAUCGUGAUAUCCUAAAGGGAAUUGAGCGAGCCGAUUCAGUAACGUGGAACCCCCACAAAUUGCUUGGGGUACCUCAGCAGUGUUCCACCUUUUUGACUCGACAUGCAAACCUUUUGCUAGAGGCCAAUUCCGCUUCAGCUUCUUAUUUGUUUCAAAAAGAUAAGUUUUAUGAUCCUAAGUGGGACGUUGGAGACAAAUAUCUGCAAUGCGGCCGACGAGCAGACGUCCUCAAGUUCUGGCUGAUGUGGCAAGCAAAGGGAAGUUUGGGCUUGGAAAAGCAUGUGGAUACGCUCUUUGAAAAUACAGCCUAUUUCACUUCACAUAUUCGCGAUCGCGAAGGUUUCAAACUAGUACUAGAGGAGCCACCAUUUGUGAACGUAUGCUUUUGGUACAUCCCGCCAAGCCUUCGAAAUUCUCAGCGGGAUGAAGAUUAUCAUGAAAAACUACACAGAAUCGCUCCCAAGAUCAAAGAACGUAUGAUCAAAAAAGGCAGCAUGAUGAUAACCUACCAACCGCUGAGAAAUUUGCCAAAUUUUUUCCGGCUAGUUCUGCAAAGCUCGGGUGUUAAUGCCAAAGAUAUGGAAUUCUUCGCUGAAGAGAUUGAGCGUCUCGGAUGCGAUCUCUAACAAGUCAUGUUAAAUAGCAUUUUCUGCAUUUCAAGAAAUUUUUCAAACCGCUUUUUUAAAAAUCGAUGUUGUACGGCAUUUAACGCAUCAAACAUACCGAUCUUAAAUAGAAAUUCUAAUAUAGGAAAUAAACUUCUCCAAUAAAGAGAAAAAAAAUAAGACGUGAAUCGUCGAAAAUAAAAUACUACGCGAAAUCA